GCUGAGCGGAGAGAGGCAGCGGCAGUGCGAGCUGCGCCGCGCGUCAGUGAGGGAGACAGACGAGAGUUCCUGCAUAUGCGGCCACCGGCACCUCACUGAAACACACCGACCAUGGACCUAUUCGAGUUUGACUUCUUCAGGGACUGGGAGCUGGAGCAACAGUGUCAUUACGAGCAGGACCGCUCGGCGUUGAAGAAGAAGGAGUGGGAGCGAAGGACACAGGAAGUGCAGCAGGAUGAAGACUUGUUCUCUACCGGAUUUAAUCUGUUUGGUGAGCCGUACAAGACUAACAAAGGAGAUGCCCUGGCCAACCGGGUCCAGAACACACUCGGAAACUACGAUGAAAUGAAGGAGCUCCUGACUAGCCAUUCCAACCAGAGUCACCUUGUGGGCAUUCCUAAGAACUCUGUUCCCCAGACUCCAGUGGAGAAACCCGACCAGCCAGGCUUUUUCCCUGAAGCUCAGCGGAGCCGAGCUGCUCCCUCCCAACCUGGAAGUCACAGCACCUCCAUGCCCCCACCCCCUGCCAACACCAUGCCGGGCUCAAGCGUUGUACAUGGACAUCAAGGCAAAAAGUCUCGCUCUUCAGACUGGUCCCGAGGGGGUCACAGUUCAAGUGGCGCCCAGACCGCUCAAGCAGUCAGUCGGGGGAAGCACUCCAGUCAUGAGCAGACCUCUAGUAGACAUGAUCAGGACCAAGAGGACUCAAGUCCCAAUCCUAGCGGACCUACAACUUCGUCACACUCCAGUAGGAAGCAGGCACAGUCUGGCAAAGGACCAGCCGCAGCCGAGCUUGGCCUUGGAAAGUCUCCCGCCGAGCAGGACUUGUGCUCCCAUGGCUCGAACUCGCCAAUGGCCUCUACGUCCCUGCUCCCGAGCGGCCUUUCGACGCCGACGUUCCCUCAAGGCCUCCACUGCAAGCCCAGCAGCGCUGUGCAGCAGAAACCCACUGCCUACGUCAGGCCCAUGGACGGCCAAGACCAGGUCCCCAAUGAUUCCCCAGAGCUCAAACCCCCUGUGGAGCUGGUGGAAGGGUACAACAGUGUUCCAUUCGGAGGUCUGCUGGAUAGCAAAAGCAGCACGGCUGGGACCAAGGGCAAAAUUCCUAAGCUGACACUGCCACAAUCCGGAGAGGUCAGCCUGUCCAACGACUCCAAUUGUGUGGAGGAAAUUCUGCGGGAGAUGACCCACUCCUGGCCUCCACCUCUCACUGCCAUCCACACACCAGGCAAAGCUGAACAAACCAAGUUUCCCAUUCCUUCAAAGGAUUCCCAGCAUGUGACCUCAGGAUACAAUGGAAAACGCUGCAAUGUUUCCAGUAACAAGCCUGCAACCAAGUCGGUACCACAGAAGUCAAUGCUCGAGGAUGACCUGAAAAUCAGCAGUGAUGAAGAGGACACUGAACAGGCCGCCGAGAAGCCCAAGCCCAGGAGCGCUCCUCUCAACCUUCCUGGAACCACACCGCGGACCAGCGAACAGACCGGUCACUCCAGCGGCGCCUCGGGCAGCUCCAGCGAAUCGGAGAGCAGCUCUGAAUCUGAUUCGGACAGCGAGAGCAGUUCCAGUGACAGUGAGUGCAACCGAGCGUCCCGCGCUGCCACACCAGAGCCUGAACCUCCAUCAACAAACAAGUGGCAACUAGAUAAGUGGCUAAACAAAGUUAAUCCUCACAAUAAAGCACUAAUUAACACCCAAUCAGAUAGUCAUGGGCUUAACAGCUCUCAACCUGAUGAAAGCCAAGCCUCAGAGAACCAGAGCUCCAGCAAGAGCAAGCCCAGCACAGCACUGGCACCAGCAGACCCAAAGGAGAGAACGUUGCUCAGUCCUAUCCGAGAGAAAGCCAAACCCAAGACUGGUCAGAAGGCUCCAGACAGCAAAAGCACCAAGGUAAAAUCACCAGCCUCAAUAGAGCUAGCUCCCCCCAGGAGAAGCACUGGAAAGAAGCAGCCAAAAAAGGUGGAGCGAUCUUCCAGCAGUGAGGAGCACAACUGGCCCAGACCAGGAAACUCAAGUUCUACCCCAAAAGAGAAAGAGCCCCCACCUUUAGAACCGCCAAAACCUAGAGGCAAGGGUCCUGGGGUCAAGACGGCUCCAAGAAAGGAACCUCGGACCACCACAACAAACACUGCACCAACGAAUAUCACACCAGUUCCAGAUAAAAAGAAGCACCGAGGACCCAACAAGAUCAUCCCCAAGUCUAAGGAAUUCAUCGAGACAGAGUCUUCUUCAUCCGAGUGUCAUUCGGAUCCUGAAGAGCUCACUAAGGUUCAGCUUCCCUGUCCCGGUCCCAACACCCUAAGCCUGAAAUCCAAGGAUUGCAACAGCAAUAUCCUGAGUGUUAGUAGCCUUACCAGCACAAGCAGCACCUCUAUUCCUGAUCCAGGUGCCUCGGAUCUCUUGGAAGAGCCCCUCUUUUCUCCCAUCCCCAUUGUACAAAAUGAACUUCUGUCACCACUGAGAGAUUUUGAGGACAUCAAGUCUCUUUGGGUUAAGAUUGAGCUCAGCUUCCUGUCACGGAUCCCAGGGCAAGACCCUCCGGAGCCUCCCCCAACCAAGGCCGAGUGUCGGGAGGUCAGCGUCAAGCACAGACGACAACAGUCACCCGCCUCCAUCCCUGCAGAAAAGAACCCUAGUAAAUCCAAGAGGAAACACAAGUCUGAGCACUGUGACGUGAUGAGUGGAGGCAAAAAGCUUCGGAUGGACAAAGACGCACUGCUGCUUCCUCCUUGUAUCUCGCCCAUACACAACCACAAGGUCUCCAGCACAAAAGAUUCGUUGAAGAAACAACCUCGCAAGCGGGAGGAUAAGCUGUUACCGCCUCUGCUGUCGCCGCUGUCCGAUGAGCCGGUGGGCCGCCCGCGGAGGAGCAGUGAAUGCAGCUCCAUCAGUCAGGAGGGAAACACGUCCACUGUCCCAAACAGCCUUCCCUCCACCCGCACAAUACCUGCCUCCACCUCUUCAUCAUCGUCCUCAUCACACAAACACCGCAAAGGAGACAACAAAUCCUUCUCCCAUUCCAAGACCAGCACUGAGGAAGACAGUCACAGCAAACCAUCCGGCGGUUUUCAUGGCAAUGGCCAGUCGGACACAGACCUGUGGUCAAACCCUUCAGGCCUGUCCAUGGAGCACAUGGAGCCCAGGAGACCUAAACUCACAUUUAAUAACACUGUUCACAAUGCAGAUUACUACAUGCAGGAAGCCAAGAAGUUGAAGCACAAGGCAGAUGCUUUGAUGGACAAGUUCGGCAAAGCUGUGAAUUACGCCGACGGUGCGCUCUCGUUCAUCGAAUGCGGCAACGCCAUGGAACGAGACCCGUUAGAGGCCAAGUCACCAUACACAAUGUAUUCAGAAACCGUAGAGCUCAUCAGGUACGCAAUGAGAUUAAAGAACUUCACCAGUCAUUCCGCCACAAUAGCUGAGAAGAAGCUCGCUGUACUGUGCAAUCGUUGUUUGUCACUUCUGUACUUGCGAAUGUUCAAGCUGAAGAAAGAUCAUGCGAUGAAGUAUUCCCGCUCACUAAUGGAGUAUUUCAAGAAUUCUGCAAAAAGUUCCCAAGCACCUUCGCCGUGGGGAGCCAAUGGAAAGAGCACAGGUACCCCAUCUCCCAUGUCCCUGAGUCCAUCUCCUGUCAGUUCGGUCAGCAGCGGUGCUGGAGUGAUGGGCUCUUCCUCUGCCUCUGGAAGCGUGGCCAUUCCCCAACGCAUCCACCACAUGGCAGCCAGUCAUGUCAACAUCACCAACAACAUCCUGCGCAGCUAUGAACACUGGGAAACCGCUGACAAGCUGGCCCAGGAAAGUCAAGAGUUCUUUCUGGAGCUGGACUCAGUAAUGGAACCGUUGACGCAGCACAGCAGCAUGACAGAACUGGUGCGCUACAUACGCCAAGGAUUGCACUGGCUUCGGCUGGAGGCCCAUUUGUUAUAGUGCUGGCGCUUCCACUGUGCUCUUCCUUUCUCUCUGUCUUUCGCUCUCUCACUCUCUUCCCCGCCGUUCAUCACUACCUCCACCAUCUUUGCCAUCUACAGCCCUCCGGAACCCUGAGGGAAGUCGGCAGUUAACCACUAGCGAGCCUCAGAACUGUGAGUUAUUCCCUGGAGGGUGCCAUGUCCUCGUUCCAGCUUGAUUCCUGUAAGAGUGCGUCGGCAAAGUCUCGGGAUGUCAUCGAAGGCGGACCUGGAAGGACGGAGCGCCGCUGCAUCGCAUCACAGCACUACGGGAGGCCAAAUUUAUGCAUCUGUUACAAGAACAGAAUCUGUGAUGGUAGCAGUGUGCAAGUUAACGAUGUUGUUGGACGAAAAUUCAGCUAGUGACCUCUGUGGUGUGGGCCAGGCAAAUCUAAUUUGCCUUGUAAAGCGGAAUAGGCCGGAAAUACACUUUAUGCAAGUACACGAAGACAUGAAUGCUUGAUCAACAUAUUGAAAGUGAAUAUUCUUAAAGUGUGCUGUUGCUUUGCAGUAACAAACCUCAGCACAUAAGGGGUGAUAACAUUGACAUUAAUCAGUGACACUAAGUUUAAGUUUUUAAGAUCCUAUAUUUUAAUUUAUUUGAAUUUUAAACAUGUUUUUAAUCCAAAUUUGUAUCUUUUUUUAGGGUAUUAAGUCAGAAAUGUCAAGUGAAUCUAAUAAUGAAAAAAAGCCUCAAUAUAAUAAUUUAAUUCUUUUAAAAAAAUGAUACAUUGUCCACAAAUCUUUAAAAGAAAACCUUGUGUUUUUUAGGAAAUUAAUACUUUUAGAAUUUUAUCCUUAAAUCAAAGUUGCAGUAAAUACAUUUCUAAUGUUGCAAAAUAUUAUUAUUUAUUGAUGCAGAAAAUUCAGCUUUGAAAUUGCAGGAAUAAAUAACAUUUUAAAAUAUAUUCAAAUAGCAAACAAUUAUUUUAAAUAGUAAAAAUAUUUCAAAAUUGUACAGUUUUUUCUGUACUUUGGAUAUACAUAUAUUAUUUAUAUUAUUUAUUUUAUUUAUUACUAAGAAUGAAAUAAUGCUAAAUAUAUUGUGAUUUUUAUAAUAAAUAAUAAAGCAGCUUUUUUUUGGUCAUAAUAUUAUAAAGAUUUCUGACAAAUCUUGUGACAAUGAAGAUUGCUUGCUGAAAAUUCAGCUUUAUCAUCACAGAAAUAAAUUACAUUUUAGAAAAUAUUAAAAUAGAAACCUCUUAUUUUGAAUUACAAUAAUAUUUAAUUGUUUUCACUGUGUUUUGAUCAAAUAAUUGCAGCCUUGGUGAGCAUAAGAGACAGCCCUAAACAUUAUUAAAUUUUAUAAAUUCACUUCACUGCUUAUUCAUAUUUGAAAAACUCAUUUACACAAGUAAGAAACCAAAAAAUUUGGAAACAAUAUCAUGCAAAGGACCCUUUAUGUCAUUUUUCAAAUUGAUGUCUUUAAACUUAACUAGAUGAUCAUCAAACUUUUGCUUUACUUUAACAAUAAUAAGCCAUAAGACAAGCCAUAUAAACCAUAAGACAAGUUUUGGAAUCAGAAUUGGACAUGUUUGGUUUAGUCACUAUAUCGCCUCUUGUGGCAUUGCUGAGAAUACGCAGUGGCUGUUGAAUUAUGAAUUGCCAUCUGACAGCUUUCAGAUCACGACAAAUGAAUCCAACUCGCGUAUCUGCCGUUCAUGUACUUGCACAGAGUAUAUUUCAGGCCUCGCCAAUGCGAGAUUGAGAUACACAGGAAUUAGAGUACAGAUAAAUGAGCUGUUAACACUGCAUUCAUCUCAAACGCAUAUAUAUUCACCCCAUCUGGAGAUCCACACGUAUCCAUUUGAAAUCGCGCUUAUCUGUCGAGGCUUUUGCGAUGACUGUAAGGGACGGGUUACGGUAGUCAUCUGUUCUCUCAAACGUCACCGUCUUUCUAUUUUACUGUGGCACUAUGACAGCUGGCGUCGGUGCGAGCGGUACGAUAGGCUCGUUGGCUUCGCUCCAAAGCUGCGUUCUCCGAGACAGACUUCACGUCUUGCGUUCACAGCGUCAGAGGCUGAUGGUCGAUUUCCCUGUGCAAUUAACGUACACAUAUGCACAUGUGACAGAUUGAUAUCUUCUGAAGGGGGGGUAUCAGAGAAUCUUAAAGAUUUCUUUCCAAUAUGUACCAUAAUGACUGUGUUGUAUAUGACAGCUACUUUAACUGUUCGGUGUUUGUUCAAUCUUGCAUGUUAAUGCAGAGAGGUAGAGGUAGAACCGAGAGACAUCAGCGUAUUUCAUGAGCACUAUGAUGAUUCGAUGUGUUUUGUCCAGAUUUUCAGUUGAUUCCAGCAUCUUUAGAGCUGGCUUGAUGACAUUUAACAUUAAGUUGUUAUCUCUAGAGAGUUUAUUAAUGCUUGUACUUGAACAUUAUUACAUUUUUCUAUCUCCAGAGACACUCCCAAACAAGCUAGGUCAGAAUUUUUGCGGCCUGAACAAUUGCGUCAUGUGAUCGAAUCACAAACCUUUUUUAAUCAAAUGUUAAUUUUCCAUGCAUAAACUCUUUACUGAUGAAUUUAAUGUUAAAUAUUGUUGAUAACCUAUCAGUGAGAUACAAACUGUUUCUUCUUGCUGGUCUGUUCAUAAAUGUAGGUAUUUGAGAGUGUGUGUGUGUGUGUGUGUGCGUGUGAGUGCGUGGAGCAGAUUUUCAUUGGCAGGGUGUGUUCAUUGUAUUGUAAAGCUUCAUAUAUCUGUCAGUCUAUCACGUGAAUGUCAGAAUGUGAGCGAGAGACGGGAUGUAUGUGUGAAAUAGAGACAUUUCACUAAGAUUAUUCAAAAGUGCCUGCGUAUCCAAUGGAAAUUUAUUAGAGUCUAUAUUUAAGGAUGACAAUGGAUCUGAAUGAUUUUCCAUACCAUAUUGGUAUAUCCAAGUUUUCUGUUUUCAUAACAUGAUUAUUUAUUUAUUUUCUUUGUAAAAAUGGCGGUUGUGAUGCCUGUUUUUCGCUUUAAUGUUCAAGUACAUUUCAGAUUUUCAUUUUCUGCUCUGAUGAUGAUAGAAAAUGACUUACAAGUGAAUGACGUCUAAGUGCAUUUGAAUUCUUUACAUAUUGUACAGCUGAAUCAUGUAUGUUUCUCAUUACCUCCUUUCGCGGAUGCGUUCCUGGGCGAUUUUCACGUGACGUAGCGAGAAAUGCUUACUGUCCAAUAAUGGCUUAUAGUGCAAUACUCACUGUAGCACACGAAUAGCAAUACGUCAGGAAAGAAGUAUACAAAACAUCUUACAACAAAAUUAAUUACAGAGCAAAAGCAAGCCUUUAUUCACUUCAUGGACUUCCUUUGAUGCAAGGCAAAAGUAUCAUUAUGCAAAUAGUGAAAUUUCUCCUUCCCAUCAACAAUAUUACCAGCUGUUUUCUUACUUGUACAGAGUGGGUUUUCGAAAAUGUGUGUGGUUUCUGCCGCAUCUGUUGCUGUGCUUGUUUGAGUUAUGCCAGUCUGGCAAAGAAAUCUGUGGCCCUCUGGCAGUUCAUCAGAAACCAGCAGCUCUGACUCACUCUAGCAGUGAAGUAAACAACCUGCUCUGCCUAUUAGAUGCACCUCUAAUGCCCCCAGUUUGUCUUGCAAUGAAAACAACAGUUGUAUUCUUUCUGGAGCUUUUUGCUCGCUUUAUAUACUCUUCCUGAGUUGGGAAUAAAAGCAAAUGGAGAAAUAAAACUCUGCUCAGGCUUAGUUUAAAGAAAAAAUGUUCUUUUUGAGUUAUUACAUUGUUAUAAAUUAGUUAUUACAAUGUAAUAACGAGGCAACAUUCCAUAGAUGCUUCAAGGAGUUUAUAGUUCUUUUCAGUUUGAUUAAUAGUAACCAAUAUGACAGUUUACAGAGAUAUAAUGCACUUCUCAUUUGAAUAUUACAAACAUCUGUUUAUUGUUUGCAUCAAAAGCUGGAUAUUAAAGGAGAAGCUCACUUCCAGAACAAAUGUUUACAGAUCAUUUACUCACACCCUUGUGUCUUUCUUUCUUUAGUUGAUAAGAAAUUGUUUCUAGAGGAAAACAUGGAAUGUUCUUCAGUGGUGCCCCCAAGUUUGAACUUCCAAAAUGCAAUUUAAAUGGAGCUUCAAAUGGCUCUAAACGAUCCCAGCUGAGGAAAAAUUGUCUUUUCUAGCAAAACUGUCAUUUUCAAAACAAAUUGGCAAUUUAUGUACUUUUUUUUUAUGUACAUCUUGUCUCCUCUCUGCAAUGAGCAUGCGUAGUCUGUGCAAUCUGGGUCAAUGCAGUUAGGGUAUGUCUCGUUUUCUUCUUCAUCGUCAAAAUCGUCCUACAUCGCUGUUUUAUCCUUUUUUUGAUGAAGGGCGUUUGAUCUUCAUUGCAUGUUAACUUUGUAAACACUGGGUUGGUACUUCUGCAGCGAUGUAGGAUGAUUUUGAUGUUGGGGAAGAAAACGAGAUGGGAGUUUUUCAACAUGUCACUAACUGACCAUAUUGAACCAGAAAUGAAUCCGAGUUCACGCAGACUUAGACAAGACGAGCAUUUAAGGUUAAAAAGUAUAUAAAUUGUCAAUUUGUUUCGAAAAUGGCCGAUCGUUUUGCUAGAUAAGACGCUUCUUCUUCAGCUGGGACCGUUUAGAGCCAUUUAAAGCUGCAUUUAAACUGCAUUUUGGAAGUUCAAACUUGGGGGCACCAUUGAAGACCACUAUACGCAGAUAAUUCAUGAUUUUAUUUUCCUCAAGAAACAUAAUUUCUUAUCGACUGAUGAUUCAUCCUAAAUGACAAGGUGAGUAAAUUAUCUGUAAAUUUUUGUUCUGGAAGUGAACUUCACUUCCAAAUAAGGGGCACUGAACAAAUACUGACCGAACAAGGGCAAAUAAAUAUUUAUUGUUAUCACAUAUUCUAGAAUAUAUACUAAAAUGUUGCGGAUUUCAAAAAGAAUAUCUAUACGUAGUUUUGUUGCAAGCAGAAAUCACAUUCAUUAGUCAAAUGUACAGUAUAGAGCCUAAAUCAUCAAGGAUGUCCAUAAAAGUGCAACAAAAAUCACGUUUUAUCUCAAUUUUGCAAGGGAGUAAAUAUAUAUGAUUUUACUUACAUUGACUGAUAAUAUUUAAUUUAUUUUAGGACCUCACUGUAUCAUACUAAUUGUAUAAGAAACAUAUUGAUUUUAUCCGUUAACAAGGGCCACAAUCACAACUAUGCUAUUGCAUUUUGCGUUUACAUUGCUGUCGGACCAUUCGGACCUCUGCUUUAACAAAGCUUGAAGGUGUUUACUUUUUAAAUAAUGACGACGUAUUAGCAAUUACCCCUCGUCUUUCUAGAGUAGCAUAAGGUCGCUUUGAUUUCUUUGUGCUUCUGAAUGAGCUGUACAACGAUGAAAACGCCUAUCAGGAAGAACAAUCUCCAAUUAAAGCUGGCUCAGCUGGAGGCUUUCUAUUUGCUCUGCAAAUUAAACAUGUAAAUAGCUCUUCGUUACCGUAAAACGCCACAUCGUGUCGUCAAUUAAAGAUCUUCCAAUUCCCACGCUGAUUAACAGGCGGCAUGUACCACGGUACAUUUAAAGGACUGACACUGGCGUUUCUAAACAAAAUGCAUCGAAAGCCUUGAUUUGUAUUAAACUUGAGCACUUCUGUGAUUAUAAACGUGUGGAUAUUUUGCCUAUGGACCAUACAAAUGCCAUUGUAUUUAAAUGAACGUUACAAAGUCAGUUUCUAACUUCAUCAGAGAGCUCUUUUUGAAAUACCUUGUUGCAAAUGCCUUGUUACUAAUGUAAACUGUAGAGAAUCAAAGAACAGUUAUUUACAGUCUUGUUCUGUCCGUUUGUCUUUCUCUGUACAGUAUAAGGUUGUGCACCAUGAUUUGUCUUCUUGAGAUUGUAAUCACAUCAAGGCGUUGCAUUUGACCCUGAAACCCAUCCACAGCUUUGAAUCUAUGAAGAUAUGCAACAUCUCUCAUUGCUUCCAUGUCAUUUAAGUCUGCCUUUCUGCUACGUUCGACAUUUUCAGUUCAAUCACCGAUUGGGUUUUUGAAUCAAGAGUGUACAAAUGGGUAACACUACAAUGGAUUUCUUACAGAAGAAAGGUAUUUACACAACAAGGCAAUACUUACUUAGGGUGGAUUGUUAGAAGCCAUUGAAGUAACCAAAUGAAAGGCAAAGUAUUUGAGUCUACUGGUGGCGUAGUGUGUUAAUGCCAGAGCUUGUCUGGGUCACUACUGGCAAAAUCUAAAA
This is a messenger RNA of Labeo rohita (rohu), 10093 nucleotides long. It is a transcript of the gene aff2, whose product is annotated as AF4/FMR2 family, member 2. Gene Ontology annotation, cellular component: nuclear speck; nucleus. The coding region runs from base 112 to 3924 and encodes 1270 amino acids. Gene Ontology annotation, molecular function: G-quadruplex RNA binding. NCBI's taxonomy places the organism in Eukaryota, Metazoa, Chordata, Actinopteri, Cypriniformes, Cyprinidae. The transcript has 21 exons. Gene Ontology annotation, biological process: regulation of RNA splicing. The record is from RefSeq and is a predicted model, not a curated record.